GAGUUGAUCGGUAACUUGCUUCAAGCUUUCAUUAACUUCUACAUCGUUGUCUUUCAUAUUCUGAGCAAAUUCUUCAAUUUCGUCUGUUCAAAGACAAGGUAAAAUAAAUAAAUUAACGCGAGUAAACCUAUAUUCGAGUGAUUGGAACUUUGUUUGAUACGAAGUAAUAUAUUAGUCAAGCGUGCUGUUGGGGAAAACGCCCAUUAGGAAAUCGUAUAUAAACGCGAAGAAUUUGUUGAGAAUCACAUUGAGUCGUAUCUACACUCAGAAGACGUUUAAGAUGAAUUUCAAGUUUCUCGUUCUAUUGCUCCUUGUUGCUUUGUUAGCAAUUCAACAUGGUGAUUCCUGGGGUCGGAGAAGACGCCGGGGAAAGAAACGUAGAGGAUGGCAUACAGCAGGCGACUCGUUUCAAGAAUUUUUGGAGAAUGCGAAGGAUGAAUUCAAAGACGAAUUGUCGGAUGACGACAUAAACAAAUUGGUUUCUGCAUUAAAUUCAGUCUCUGGAAUGAAUCUGGACGAAAUUGAAGAAUUUGCUCAGAAUAUGAAAAUCAACGAUGCAGAAGUUGACGAAAGCCUGAAGAAAGCCACUGAUCAACUCCGUGAGGAGUUACUCCUGAGAACCGCAUUGAUGCGAUAAGUUCAGAAUGAUGCUCUACUAAUUCAUAUAACAAGAUAAUAAAUCUGCCAGCUCUUAUUCAAAAUACGUCAUGAAUAUCUACAUCUGGAAAAUAGGAAAAAUGCGAGACGACAAUUCUACAUAUGUGUGUGCCAUGUUACUUGGAUCAAACAUUAGGCCAUAUUGUUUCUGAAAUCUAGCAAUAGUUAUGCUUAUAGUAUUUUGCUUUAUCAAAUUAUUCAAAUUAGUUGGAGCAUAUUAAAUUGCGGAUUGAUUCCGAUAAGUAAUAAAAUUACUGAGC
Molecule: messenger RNA, 917 nt
Organism: Styela clava
Lineage: Eukaryota; Metazoa; Chordata; Ascidiacea; Stolidobranchia; Styelidae
Source: RefSeq, a predicted model, not a curated record